Rhinichthys klamathensis goyatoka is the source of this 2034-nucleotide messenger RNA. RefSeq names its product tripartite motif-containing protein 16-like. Gene Ontology annotation, molecular function: protein binding; zinc ion binding. The transcript is spliced from 6 exons. Bases 186 to 1841 code for a protein of 551 amino acids. NCBI's taxonomy places the organism in Eukaryota, Metazoa, Chordata, Actinopteri, Cypriniformes, Leuciscidae. The record is from RefSeq and is a predicted model, not a curated record.
ACAACGCAGACGGAAACCCACUACACUUGGAGGGAGGAACCUGUUUUACAGAUUUGCAGACACAUGUUUUUCACACAUCACUCAAACACAGAACCAGGAAACAGGAAACUCUUCAGUUCAGAGAAACUGAAACUGAAGUGCAGUUGAGCUGUUGUGUGUUUGUGUCUCUGUAUUCAAGCAGUAAAAUGGCAGAAGCCAGAAUUUCUCAGGAUGAGUUCAAGUGUUCAGUGUGUCUGGAUCUCCUGAAGGAUCCAGUGACCACUUCCUGUGGACACAGUUUCUGUAAGAUCUGUAUUACAGGACGCUGGGAUCAGGAGGAUCAGAUGAGAGUCUACAGCUGCCCUCAGUGCAGACAGACCUUCAGUCCAAGACCUGUUUUAAUUAAAAACACCAUGCUGGCUGAAGUGAUGGAGAAACUGAAGACUAAACUUCCUGAUGACUGUUACGCUGGAGCUGGAGAUGUGCAGUGUGACGUCUGUGAUGGAAGAAAACGCAAAGCCAUCAAGUCCUGUCUGGGGUGUCUAAACUCUUACUGUCAGAGUCACCUUGAACAACAUGAGAGUUUCUUUAAAAGAAAGAGACACAAUCUGACUGAUGCCACUGGACGUCUGCAGGAGAUGAUCUGCCAAACACAUGAUAAACUCCUUGAGGUUUUCUGCCGCACUGAUCAGAAGUUUAUAUGUCUCCUGUGUACGAUGGAUGAACAUAAAAACCACGACACUGUAUCAGCUGCAGCGCAGAGGACAGAGAAUCAGAAGCAGUUGAAGGAGACGCAGAGAUCGUUCCAGCAGAGGAUCCAGCAGAGAGAGAAAGAUCUUCAGCAGCUGAGAGAGGCUGUGGCGUCUCAUAAGCGCUCUGCACAGACAGCAGUGGAGGACAGUGAGAGGAUCUUCACUGAGCUCAUCCGCUCCAUUGAGAGAAGCCGCUCUGAGGCGACACAGCGGAUCAGAGAUCAGGAAAAGACUGCAGUGAGUCGAGCUGAAGGACAACUGGACCGACUGGAGCAGGAGAUCAAUGAUCUGAGGAGGAGAGACGCUGAGCUGGAGCAGCUUUCACACACACAGGAUCACAUCCAUUCCCUGCAGAGUUUCCAGUCUCUCUCAGCUCCUCCUGAGUCUACAGACGUAAAUGACAAACCCUUCAGUCCUCUCUCCUCUUUUGAUGGCAUUAGACAAUCUGUCCGUCAGCUGAGAGACAAACUGGAGUAUUUCUGCAAAGUGGAGCUGAAUAAGAUCUCUAACAGAGUCACUUUCACCAACAUUGUUCCCAAGACCAGGAACGACUUCCUACAAUAUUCCCAUCAGCUCAAUCUGAAUCGGAACACAGCACAUAACCACCUUCAUCUGUCUGGGAAGAACAAAGUGAUUACUAACACUAACACAGAGCAGUCGUAUCCUGAUCAUCCAGACAGAUUUAAUGUGUAUCCUCAGGUGUUGUGUAGAGAGAGUGUGUGGGGACGCUGUUACUGGGAGAUUGAGUGGAGUGGGAAUAAUGUGUUUAUAUCAGUGUCAUAUAAGAGCAUCAGCAGGAAGGGACAGUAUAAUAAUUGUCGGUUUGGAUCUAAUGAUCAGUCCUGGAGUUUGUCCUGCUUCUCCUCCAGUUACUCAUUCUGGCACAAUAACAUAGAGACUAAACUCCCUGUAAAGCCCAUCAGCAGGAGAACAGGAGAGAGUGUGAGUUACAGGAGAAUAGGAGUGUAUGUGGAUCACAGUGCAGGAACUCUGUCCUUCUACAGCAUCUCUGACACAACGAGCCUCAUACACACAGUCCAGACCACAUUCACUGAGAUGCUCUAUCCUGGGUUUAGAGUUUAUUCUGGAUCAUCAGUGAAACUAUGUUGAUUGAUCAGAACAAAUUCUAGAGAGAGUCUACCCAUAAUGCUUUAAGUUUCAUGAUAAAUCAAAUACUGUCACACACUGGCUUGACUAGAUAAUCCGAGAUAAGAAGAUUGAUGCAGAAAGACGAUGAACACAUAUUUAAUAACCGUUAUAAACAGGGAUAAAAACCAGCAGGAAACGUUAAAAAUAGACAAUG